Molecule: messenger RNA, 791 nt
Organism: Aureococcus anophagefferens
Lineage: Eukaryota; Pelagophyceae; Pelagomonadales; Pelagomonadaceae
Exons: 2
Coding region: 30-791 (253 amino acids)
Molecular function (GO): adenine phosphoribosyltransferase activity
Source: RefSeq, a predicted model, not a curated record
UUGAGGCUGCGUCUCUCCCUCGGUAACACAUGGGCAUGAUGCAAUCGACGCCGUGCACGCCGGGCACGUCGCGGGCCGACUACACGCAGGAUGGCCCCGUGGCCCAGCGCAUCGCGUCCGUCACGCCCUACUUCCCCUUCAAGGGCAUCGACCGCUUCUACGACAUCGGCGGCUUCCUCAAGGACCCGGAGGCCUUCGCCCUCGUCGUCGAGGUGCUCGUCGAGCGCUACAGGGACGCGGACAUCGACAGCGUCUGCGGCCUCGACGCGCGCGGCUUCGUGCUCGGCCCGCCGCUCGCGCUCGCGCUGAAGAAGCCGUUCUUCAUGCUCCGGAAGAAGGGCAAGAUGCCCAACGCCGUGACCGGGGCGGCCUACGCGAAGGAGUACGCCGGCAACGACGCGCUGUCGAUCCCCCGCGGCGCCGUCAAAGCCGGCGACAAGGUGCUCGUCGUCGACGACCUCGUCGCGACGGGCGGCACGCUCCUCGCGGCGCUGGACCUCAUCGCCAAGUUCGACGGCGUCGUGCCCGAGUGCGCGCGCGCCGCCGCGCGGGGCGCGUCGCCGCGCCGGCCGCCGAGCGCGCGCGCGCAGGUGCGUCGUCGAGAUCAAGUUCCUCGACGCGCGGGCGGCCUUCGCGAAGCGCGGCUUCGGCCACGUGCCCAUCUGGGCGCUCAUGUCCGAGGACAUCCUGACGAAGAACGGCCUCGAGGACGCGGACAUCCCGACGGACGGCUACGUCGACGACGGCGAGGCGCACUAAAGGUAACGAGCGACAGGGUCGGUCCGCGUUAG